This is a messenger RNA of Myodes glareolus (Bank vole), 696 nucleotides long. NCBI's taxonomy places the organism in Eukaryota, Metazoa, Chordata, Mammalia, Rodentia, Cricetidae. The record is from RefSeq and is a predicted model, not a curated record.
AUGCCCUUGCCCAGUUUGUCCCCUGCCACGCCAGUCAAGGAGAGCAGCCCAGAGGUCCAAGAGGGCAGCAGCCCAGAGGUCCAAGAGGGCAGCAGCCCAGAGGGCAGCAGCCCAGAGGUCCAAGAGGGCAGCCUAGCUGCUGCCGAAACAGAGGGAGCUUUGUGUCCUGCAAACCAGGGCUCGCCUUCUGCAAGCACCAUGGCACCUCCAGCUGGCAAGGAGGGCCAGUCCACUAGUGGGGAUGUGGAGACUCAGAAAUGCCUGGAGGCCGAGUCUCCCAAAGAGGUAAAGGAGAAGGCAGAGGUGGAGUCUGACCAGGAGGAGAACCUCAUUCCUCUCUCACAGCUGACUCCCUACAUCUCCUGUUACAUUUGCAAAGGCUACUUAAUAGAUGCAGCAACCAUCACAGAAUGUCUUCAUAGCUUCUGUAAAAGCUGCAUCAUAAAACAUUUUGAACAUAGCAACACAUGUCCAAAAUGUAACACUGUAGUGCAUGAGGCCAAACCUCAUAAUAGCCUGAGGUUGGAUCCACAAUUACAAAACAUAGUGUACAAAUUAGUGGCAGGUCUAGAGGAAAAGGAGCAAAAGCAAAGACGUGAAUUCGCCAAAGGAAAUUGUCCAGAAACACCCAAACCUGCUGCUGUUCUGCAGCCAGGCCCUUCAAGCGAAGGGAGCACUAAGGACCUUGUAGAAUAG